GAUGCUCCAACACUGGACACACAACGAGAAGGAGCUGGGAAAACUCAGGUCAAAGAUCAGCCGUGACGUGGAUCCUAGGAAACACCUGCUGUAUUACUUCGACUUCCGGAGGAACGUGCGGGAAUUCCUGCGUCUGCAGGCGCAGAACCUGACUUACCGGUUCAGGACGCCGGUGGGACGGUACAACUCCUGCGCGAUCGUCGGCAACGGCGGAAUACUACACAACAGCAGCUGUGGCGCGGCUAUCGACGCGCAUCACUUCGUGUCCAGAUGUAACAUGGCGCCCACCGAGGGAUUCGAAAAGGACGUCGGGACCAAAACCAGUCACAUGAUGCUGAACGGCGAGAGUAUAUAUGACCUCUGGGAUGAUUUAAAUGACACUGCACGAGAAAUAAACAUGAUAAAGCAGUUCAAAACACUGAACGGUUCUAUUCUGCACUACUCCAAGGUCAGAAAUAACAAUAUACCUCGCAUUUUGACUGGGCUGAAUGACAAGUUGAAGAGAUAUUUGAAGCAGUAUCAUAUCAAUAUCACACUGGCCUACGCACAGAGGAACAUGGCAAACCCCGUAAAUGUUUUGCUCCAGAGGAUUUUACGGCAAAGUCGCUGGGCGCUGACGCCGACUACCGGCAUUAUGGCCCUGUUUUUGGACAUGACCUUCUGUGACCACAUAACUGUGUACGGCAUGUGGCCGUUUCCCGUCGAUCCCCGCGGCAGACCUUUGAACUACCACUACUACCAGGUGGGGACUGAACAGCUGCAGAACGAGCGUCACACCUACAACACCGAGAUCCGCUACCUGGCCAGGCUACACAGCAGGGGCGUCAUCAGACUUGUCAUACAGCCCUGUCGUUAGGACAGUCAGGUCAGGCCAGUUAGAUCGGAACAACCAAUCAGCACCAAGGACAAGGACGUAUGAUGGGGGUAAUACCCAAUCAGCACCACGGACAAGGACGUAUCAUGGACCU
Molecule: messenger RNA, 968 nt
Organism: Branchiostoma belcheri (Belcher's lancelet)
Lineage: Eukaryota; Metazoa; Chordata; Leptocardii; Amphioxiformes; Branchiostomatidae
Product: alpha-2,8-sialyltransferase 8B-like
Exons: 3
Coding region: 2-856 (284 amino acids)
Biological process (GO): oligosaccharide metabolic process; N-glycan processing
Molecular function (GO): alpha-N-acetylneuraminate alpha-2,8-sialyltransferase activity
Source: RefSeq, a predicted model, not a curated record